Closterium sp. Yama58-4 is the source of this 2454-nucleotide messenger RNA. The record is from the annotation of a GenBank genome assembly. NCBI's taxonomy places the organism in Eukaryota, Viridiplantae, Streptophyta, Zygnematophyceae, Desmidiales, Closteriaceae.
AUGCAGCUGAGAAGAGGAGUGAGCCACCACCAUCCAAGAUUGAGGCGUUGGAUGGCUCCAACUACGAGGAAUGGAGCGGGCGGAUGCGGAGCGUCCUACAAGCUGCUGAAACUUGCGAUGGGAGAGGAGAAGAUACCCGAGGAAGGAGAUGCUCGGGAUCGGUGGAUUGAGCGGAGCGCGGUGCUGUACGACCUGAUUCUACAGUCCGUCAACAACGACAUGUUCCAGCACAUCAAGGACUUGGUCGAGUUGGAUGACUCCAGGCCGAAGGCGUGGAAGCUGCUACGUGACGUGAUUCAACCCAACACGCUGCCCAUGGUGAUCGUGCUCGAGAAGGAGCUGGCGGCCAUCUCCAUGCGAUCGGGAGAUGAUGUGAAGCCGGUCUUGGACAAUUUCAAGGACACCUAUGCGAGGAUGGCAGCAGCGGGCAGCAAGGUGUCGGAGAUGCAGCAGUGCACCAAGAUCAUCUCGGUGCUCGACAACUCGUGGGAGAACCUCAUCCCCACCCUCAACGUUCAGCAGGACAAGUGGACGCCUGAGUGGCUACGGCAGCAGAUCCUGCAGGAGGACUUCCGCAGGUGCCACACGGGAGGUGGUGCUGCCAACAAAACUGCUGAGGGGUAUGGAGCUGCAGGAGGAAGCAGAGGAAGAGGGGGAGGGAGAGGCCGAGGCCGUGGGAGAGGCUUUGGCAGAGGAAGAGGCCGAGUGGUGAACGCGCACGAGGUGGCGCUGUGCAAGGUUCAGGUGCACAAGGUUCAGGUGCACAAGGUAAAGCCUCCCUCUGGGAUGUUCCUUAUGGCUGAGGAUGUGAAUGGGAGUGGGGGUGAUGUAGGUUCCAUUGGGAAGGUUGUGAUGCACCCCCUCACUCACUGGGUGAUAGAUUCAGGUUGCACAAGCCACAUGACCCCACGGGCAGAUUUGCUUGAUGAGGUAAAGCCCCCUAGGAAGAUCAAGUUUUUGGCUGCCGCUUCAGGUGCUUUGCUCCCUGUGAUUGGUGUUGGGAAUGCCAAGGUUAUGGGAGCCAAUGGGGAGCUUGUGGGGCUUGGGAAUGUGUUGUUAUUUGAAGGUUUGUCCGCUAACCUCCUCUCUGUACGCUGGCUGCAGAAAAGCAAGGCCAAAGUUACGUUCGGCCCAACCAGCUGCCGUGCAAAGCUUGGGAAGUUGCUGCUGUGGGAUUUGGAGGAGAAGAGCAGCUGCAUCAAGGACCUGUGGCAGCUGCCCAUCAUCCCUUGGAAUGGGAAACCACCAGCAACGGCAACGGCAGCGGCAGCGGCUAAAGCAACUGCGGGAGGAGAGGAGACUGCACCAACUGCUGGGGCCCUGGAUGCAGUCAAGAAGGUGCAGCAGCCACAGCAAUCACAUGGUGAGGUGCUUGCUGGUGUGGAUGCUAGAGCUGCAUGGGCAAAGGCUUCAUCUGGGAGUGGUGAGGCCGAUUGGGAGACGUGGCACGAGAGAUUGUGCCACAUCAACAUACCGAUGCUGCAGAAGUUGGUGAAGGAUGGGAGCCUGAAAGGAUUGGAGGUGACGGGGGCAGCGAAGGAGAUUGGGAGCUGCCCUACAUGUCUUGAGACCAAGUUCACCAAGUUUCCCUUCAGCAGCAGCACAGGACCAGCCAAGGCUCCACUUGCGCUUGUGCACAUGGAUGUGUCUAAGGGGGAGGUGGCAGCGGCUGUUUUGAAGGAGUGGAUGCCGAGAGCACAAAGGGAGAGCGGACAUAAUGUGAAGGUGAUCCGCACCGAGAAUGGGGGAGAGUUCAUUGGCGCUGAUUUUGAGGCGGUGCUGAAGAAGAAAGGGAUCCAGCAUCAGCUUACAGUGCCCUACAACCCUCAGCAGAACGGCGUGGCUGAGCGGUUCAACCGGACCCUGCAGGAAGGUGCUCGCACUCUCCUUGGGCGCGCAGGGCUGCCGGAUCCGUUUUGGGUGACUGCACUGAGGCAGGUCGCUCUUGUGAAGAACAGGGUGCUGGCGACUAUGGGGGACAAGCAGUGGGUCCCCUACACCAAGUGGUAUGGGAGUGCACCAGCAGUCAACAUGCUGAGAGCCUACGGCUGCAUGGUGGUGUUUCAUGUGCCAAAGGAGAAGAGGGGAAAGCUGGAAGCUUCUGGGAGAUGGGGUGUGCACUUGGGGCUUGCUAAGGAUCAUAAGGGCUGGUUGCUAUGGGACUUGACCAGCCAGCAGCUGACUGUGUCAAGGGAUGUGAAGUUCCUUGAGUCCUUGUACUACAAGGAGUGGAAGCAGCAGCAGCAGAAGCUUCCUACGACACCGCUGAUCGUUGAGGCCGAUGAGGUGCAGCGGCCUUCGAGGCAAGUGCAGGUCACUGUCUCAGAGGAGGAGAUCUCUGGGGUGACUGAGGAUGGGGGAGAACCUGAGGUGGAGGAGCAGCAGCAGCAGCAGCAGCAGCAGCCGCAGCAGCAGCAGCAGCAGCAGCAGCAGCAAGGUGCUCCACAAGUGUGA